UUAACUUUUAUAAACGGUUAAAGAAAUAAUAAAUCCCCGCGAGAACGGGGGCUCAAUCGCCAUACGCCCACCCGCGCCCAGGCUCGCCGUCGUCAUACGUGCGCGUGACACACCUCCGGUUAGCCAUGAGGCUAACAUUAAGCUAAAUAUCCGGGAGGCGACUAGGCGCGCGCCGGGCUGUCUUUUCGGUGUUGUUAUGUGGUGAAGCUAGCAUCCGCCUGUGUCUGUCCUCCUUGGCUGACCACCGGGAGCCGCGCCAUGGAGUGCCGCGUCUUGUCCAUCCAGAGCCACGUCGUGCGGGGUUAUGUGGGCAACAAGAGCGCCUCUUUCCCGCUGCAGGUUUUGGGCUUUGAGGUGGACUCCAUCAACUCUGUGCAGUUCUCCAACCACACCGGUUACUCGCACUGGAAGGGCCAAGUGCUGACGGCUGACGAGCUGCACGUUCUCUACGAAGGCAUCAAGCUCAACAACGUGCACCAGUAUGACUAUGUUCUGACAGGCUACACUAGGGACACAUCCUUCCUGGAGAUGGUGGUGGAUAUUGUUCAGGAGCUGAAGAGAGCCAAUCCAAACUUGGUGUAUGUGUGCGACCCGGUGCUGGGUGACCACGGCUCCAUGUACGUUCCUCAGAAUCUCUACCCGGUGUACAAGAACAAGGUGGUUCCUGUUGCGGACAUCAUCACGCCUAACCAGUUUGAGGCUGAACUGUUGACAGGGAAGAACAUCAGCACGGAGAAAGAUGCUGUGGAGGUGAUGGACCUGCUGCACACCAUGGGCCCGGACACGGUGGUCAUCACCUCGUCGGAUCUACCUGCCAGACUGGGCGAUCGCUUCCUGGUGUCGCUGGGUAGCCAGCGUCACGUUCGUCCCGACGGCAGCAGAACCACGCAGAGGGUCAGAAUAGAAGUUCCCAAAGUGGACGCCGUCUUUGUCGGCACGGGCGACUUGUUUGCCGCCAUGCUGCUGGCGUGGACGCACCACUACCCAAAUGACCUCAAGACGGCAUGUGAGAAAACGUUUUCGGUGAUGCAUCACGUCAUCCAGAGGACCAUCUCGUACGCUCACGAACUAGCAGGUCCCGGUCGGAGGCCCAGUCCGCCCCAACUGGAGCUGCGGAUGGUCCAGAGCAAGGCCGACAUCGAAGACCCCGCCAUCGUGACGGAGGCCACCGUCAUAUCGUAACGACCGCCAGCCUCCAUAACGCAUUUCAUAACGCCCUCGGAGCCUUUGUAGUCUCCUCAGCGUCAGCGCUCCCGACAAGCCGUUAGCCUCCGCGCUGAGCUGCAGAUAGACAGCAAGGGCGGCUCGUCACAAACGGCCCCAACUUGUGUAUCUGCGGCUCCACUUCCACGCAUCUUUUAGCAGUAACAUAUUGGUGAGCAACCCCCCAGAAAAUACGACCAGAAAAAAAGAAAAAAAAACAACGCACAAUGUAUAUAGUUGAUGUCUCGUUGUUGUGCUCAAACUGUAUUGGAGCAUCUGUGUGACAACGCAACUGUCUGGUUGACCUUGGUGUGCUACUCAACUACACGUCACUCGACUUAUCAAAUACAUUGGCACUUUUACUCUAGUACUUGAAUAGUUUAAGUUACUUAGCUCCAUUUUAAGGGGUACACAUAUUGGUUUUUAACAUCUGGAGUGAUAUUUUAGAAAGGGAGGAAGUGUGUCUUCACUUCUCUUAUUGCGUGCCGUCCACUAAUGGUGAGUCUCCUCCCCUGAAACCAGAUGUCUGUGGUAGUAGUGACCAAGACUGACUGGGAUGAAGCAACAAUCAUAAAUAGUCAACAAGUUGACCAUUGCUCUUUGAGAAAAUAACAUUUGGAAAAAUCUCUCUCCACACACCAUUAGAUAAUCACCCCAAAUUCACUUUCGAAGACAUCUGAUAAUCAGGCCUUAGCUGACUUUGAAAAGCACUGAAAUUGGGUCCGAUUUUCGGUGCGUACAUACCCCAACUAGCCAACAUUGACAAAAGCAGAGAACAUGG
This is a messenger RNA of Syngnathus acus (greater pipefish), 1984 nucleotides long. Its product is annotated as pyridoxal kinase-like. Gene Ontology annotation, cellular component: cytosol. The coding region runs from base 259 to 1182 and encodes 307 amino acids. Gene Ontology annotation, biological process: pyridoxal 5'-phosphate salvage. Gene Ontology annotation, molecular function: pyridoxal kinase activity. The transcript is spliced from 11 exons. The record is from RefSeq and is a predicted model, not a curated record. NCBI's taxonomy places the organism in Eukaryota, Metazoa, Chordata, Actinopteri, Syngnathiformes, Syngnathidae.